Messenger RNA from Gigantopelta aegis, 2204 nucleotides. Its product is annotated as phosphonopyruvate decarboxylase-like. The coding region runs from base 139 to 1461 and encodes 440 amino acids. NCBI's taxonomy places the organism in Eukaryota, Metazoa, Mollusca, Gastropoda, Neomphalida, Peltospiridae. Gene Ontology annotation, biological process: organic phosphonate biosynthetic process. The transcript has 11 exons. The record is from RefSeq and is a predicted model, not a curated record. Gene Ontology annotation, molecular function: phosphonopyruvate decarboxylase activity; magnesium ion binding; thiamine pyrophosphate binding.
UGAGUAUCGGUAACGUAAGUUGUGGUAAGUAAAAGCAUUUUUUGUUUUUAAUUCAGAUCCAGAUACAUUUGGCAGUAUUGUGAUCGUAUCAUCGUUGUAUAUAUGAACUGUAAAUAAUUAUUUCAAAGGUACUAAAAGAUGAAUUCCAAAUUUGUUUUCACCAUUCAGAGACUUUUGUCUUCUACGCCAAGGUUUGAAGCCUGCAUUUACGCCUGUCAUGGUGGUUUUCAGACGAGAGGGAUGUCGACGAAUUCUCAACAGCUGAAUCCCAUGGAGGUACAUCAAGCUGUGAGCGAUCUGCCGAACACGAGAAAACAAAUUGACCCAGAAGCCUUUAAAAACGCUGUCAUCAGAUCGGGAAUAAACUUCUUCUGUGGUGUCCCUGAUUCUUUGUUAAAACAUUUCUGCGCUGUUGUAAGUCAAACCGUUAGUCCUGAUAAUCACAUCAUUACUGUUAAUGAAGGCUCAGCGGUUGCCAUGGCCACAGGAUACCAUCUUUCAACAGGGAAGUCUGCCAUGGUCUUUCUGCAGAACUCUGGCCUUGGCAACAUUGUGAACCCGAUGAUGUCACUGGCGUCUUCCGCGGUUUACAGCAUCCCGAUGUUGUUGCUGAUUGGCUGGCGAGGGCAGACUGGUGUCAAAGACGAACCUCAGCACAUGGCUCAGGGGCAGAUAACUCCUCAAAUGCUAGAAUUGAUGAACAUUCCUUGUGAAGUGUUACCUCAAGAUCUGGAGCAAGCUGAAGCUGUCUUGGACCGAGCUGCAACAUACAUGGCUGAAAAGAAAAGUGCUUACAGUAUUUUGGUGCAGGCUGAGACAUUUAGUUCUUACACGUUGAAGAAAGAGAAAAAUUUACAAUUUCCGAUGAUGCGAGAAGAAGCCCUCAAGGUGAUUGUUGACCGACUGGAAAGUGAUGAUAUAAUCGUCAGUUCCACGGGGAUGUUGUCACGUGAACUCUUUGAAUACAGAGCGAAGAAAGGUAGUGGACAUGCCAGGGACUUCCUCACGGUUGGAUCUAUGGGGUACGCUUCGUCCAUCGCCUUCAGUAUCGCCAAGCAGAAACCCGACAGAAAGGUAUUUUGUCUGGAUGGAGAUGGUGCCGCUCUUAUGCAUAUGGGUGCCAUGGCAACGAUUGGCCAGAGCCAUCAGACAAAUUUUAAGCAUAUAGUGUUCAACAACGGCGCGCACGAUUCGGUGGGGGGUCAGCCUACACUGUCAGGACCGAACAACACGUUCUCCUUCAGGAACAUUGCUCAGGCGUGUGGAUACAAACAGGCAUGGAUAACUACCACAGAACAUGAACUAGCUGAGUGCAUGGACCAGCUGGCCAGUGCGGAGGGGCCGGUCUUGCUACAAGUGGACAUCCGUCUCGGCCACCGGACAGAUCUAGGCCGGCCAACCAGGACGCCAGUUGAGAACAAAAACGACUUCAUGCAGUUUUUACAAAACGCGCGUAAUUAGCUUACUACGCCGUGAUCAUUACGUCUCAGAGCAUUUGAUGAUAAAUGCUGCUCCAUGACUUGUGGUGUAAGGGAGGCUGGAAGCAUUAUAAUUAUUCUUACAUACAUCAGUCCUUUUGCUUUGAAGCAAGUACCCGUUCUCUGUUGCGUUUGUCACUCAAACCGAUUUUUUGCAAUGGGUGGCAAAAAAAUGCUUGCGUUAUCACACCCGGUAUUGCUCAUUUAUUUUAGUGAUAAUUACUGUGAAUGUGACAUUGAAAGCAAUUGCUGUACUACAUCAUUUCAGGAUAGCAGUUUAUUACUCACCAUUAAUGUUAAAGCCAUGAACACUAAUACAUGUAUCACUGUGUGGUGCAUUUGUAGCCAUUGUUUUAGGAUAACUGGUUACUGCCUUAAGACAUCAGCUAUAUCUUGUAAAGUUUAGAAUGAUUAAUGCUGUAAGACUCUUGACGAGCAGCGUUUGUCAUUCAAUCUGAGCAGAAUAAAGCUGAUAUCUUAAGGCAGUAACUGGUUAUAUACCAUGAAAAAUACAAAAUGUUUUAAAGUGACAAAUUUGUCCCUCUGAAGUGUAACACCUUUUGAAGACUUAAAUGAAAGGACAUUUCACAAUACUAGAUGUCAGUUAAUGGUAUACUUUUUUAAAAUGUGUGUAAGACCAUAAAAUAAAUGCAAAAUGUUUAGUUGAAUUGUUUUCCACAUGGGGAUGGGGGGUGAUACUGGGGUUUUUGGGAAUCUGUUUUGGUC